Messenger RNA from Daphnia carinata, 3946 nucleotides. It is a transcript of the gene ksr, whose product is annotated as kinase suppressor of Ras 1-like. Gene Ontology annotation, molecular function: ATP binding; protein kinase activity. The record is from RefSeq and is a predicted model, not a curated record. The coding region runs from base 353 to 3223 and encodes 956 amino acids. The transcript has 16 exons. Lineage: Eukaryota; Metazoa; Arthropoda; Branchiopoda; Diplostraca; Daphniidae. Gene Ontology annotation, biological process: protein phosphorylation.
GCUCCAGAAAGCAAUCCGCGGACUAUCGUUUUGUACAGGUCUUAUGGGUAAGAAUUGACGGUCCAAAACUUAUACGGUUGUGAUGGCAUUAGUUAUUGUUGUUAUGGCGUCUGCGAAAUCGAAACACUGUGCGUUUUCCUUCCUCUAAAUCCCGUGGACUUCAUAAAUGGGUUUUUAAAACAUUAUAUAUUAUAAUAUCAGUAUACAAGUCGGCGGGUGAGGAGGCCUUAACAGAAUCAUGUUUUGUCAUAAUUUGAUGAAUUUGAAUGUUGAUUGUGGCAUCUGAAAAAAAAAAUGCAAUUUCGUACUUAAGCUUCUGCAAUAACAAAGUUCUAGCUAUCCACCCUAAAGUAUGGAUACUGGUGCCAAGAAAGCUGUGGCUGAAGCCAACAGCUGCAACAUUAUUCAAACCCUUUUAGAUAUUAGUGCAAUGAUUGACAUUCACGCUAAACAUCUAGAGGGCUUGAGAACACAGUGCUCUACCAGUGCUGAAUUAAUUCAACAAGAAAUUAGGACCAUAGAGGGGAAACUAGUCAAAUUAUUCAGUAAACAAUUAGUUGCAAAAGCCAAAAUUUCCACUGAGGGACUACCAUCUGAAGUCAGAAAUAUCCCUUCAAUUAAACAAUGGCUGCAAGUUGUAGGAAUUUCCCAACCAUCAGUUGAAGCUUUAUGUGCCAAAUUCCACUCACUGGAGUCCCUGCAAGAACUUUGUGAUCAUGAAAUUAGAAGGAUCUUUAAUGAAUGUUGUGCUAAGGAAGAUGAAUAUCGAAGGUUGGUCAGAGCCCUUCAAAGUGUCAAAAGAUACACAGAAGUUUUGGUGCAUAAUGAAAAGGAAGGCAGUAGUGGGCGGACGACUCCCGAUCUAGCACUUUACUGGGAUUCAUGGGAUAAUGUUACACAUGCUUUGUUGCCAACUACAAGCAUCCCGCAAAAUGAAAAUAUCAUGCACAAUCCAUUAAACGUUCAAAAUGUACAUACGGUUCAUGAAACUAUUCCGCAAACGGCUCCAGAGAACCGCAGUCCACCCUCCACACCAUCGGUUCUAAAAGGAAGAGGAGACCGUAUGAAAUUUCCUGCUACUCCGCCGCCUCGCAAAAAAAAUCAAGUUAUUGGUGGGGCUGCACCAGUGUUGACCGAUUUCCCUCUGACGAAGUCUACCUCUCAUGAAUCCCAGCUAGCCAAUAGAAUCGACGGAAAUGACGUUGUCAGCAUGGAACACUUGGCGGUGACUGGAAGCAGCUCUCCUGUACCAACUUCGAAUAGCAACUUACCUGGAACAUCGACGGCUAAUACCAUGCCAUCUUCUUCAACGCCAUCCAAAGGGCGCCACCGUUUGGCUACCGAUCCUUGCAACGUAGUCGACGACUCCAAUGACGAAAUUCCCAAAACAACUGUAUCCACCCCUAAAUCGCCUCGGACCCCGACCGUUGGUGGGCCGGCUGUUAUGGCCCAUACCAUCAAUCACCGCUUCACUAUGACGUUCAAGAUGUUGACUGUCUGUGACCUCUGUUUGAAGCAAAUGUUCAUAGGUCUUAAAUGCAAGGAAUGUAAAUAUAAAUGCCAUAGAGAUUGCGCUACUAAAGUACCACCGUCAUGUAAACUUCCACCUGGAUUUAUUGAUUAUGUUCGCCAGUGUAUCAGUGAUGGUCCCCAAACACCAAUUCUACAGCGAACGGCUGGAAUGAAUAACGCGAUUGGCAAUAGUAUAAUGUCGGUGCCAUCUCCGUCGAUGAUCCGCCUCACGCCUCAUGACAAGAAAAAAUCUAGAACACAGCCAGCCAUUCACAUGAAUCAGGGAGGUGGAUCUACAUCGGUACUAGGCUUUGGUAUGGGCUCUUCUCAUUUCGAUUCAAGUUCUACGACAUCCAGCUGUAGUAGCUCAACGCCAUCAAGUCCGGCAUUAGCUCUACCGUCGCAUAUUUCUGCCAACCACACACCAACAUCAGCAUCACAAACUAUGCAGUUCCGUUUUCCUGACGUCCGUCAAGCUGAUCGAGCCCAGAGUGUGGAGACAUUACUAUCACCGUUAUUUCAUAUGCCUCAGACAUCGAAACCCAUUCAGCGUAUUUCCAUCAUCAGUGCAGUCAUUAGUAGAAGCCCAGUACCAGUUAACCUCCCAGCCAAUAACUCUACAACUGCUCAGACAUCCCAAGAUCCGAACAAGACCGUCUCAGUUUCUGGCCUCUCUGGUACUUCUGGAUCAAAUUCGACUAGCACCGAUUCAGAGCGCACCUACAGGGUUGACUCACAGGAUAGUCAAAUCUCUGACACGGAAACAUCAGGCGACCGUCAUUGGCCUCGCCAAAAUAGCUUGUCGCUUCGAGAAUGGGACAUUCCGUUUCACGAAUUGGAACUUCGUGACCCCAUUGGUCAGGGUAGGUUUGGAACUGUUCACCGGGGCAUUUGGCAUGGCAACGUGGCCGUUCGACUCUUGAAUAUGGAUCAGAUUGGUGAUGAAAAAGUUCUUGAAUCAUUCAAACUCGAGGUGGCAACUUUUCGUAAGACACGCCACGAAAACUUGGUCCUGUUUAUGGGCGCAUGUAUGAACUUACCAACCUUAGCACUCGUGACGAGCAUGUGCAAAGGCCUAACAUUGUAUACACACCUUCAUUUGCGCAAGGAUAAGUUUUCCAUGAACAAAACAGUCAUUAUUGCCCAACAAAUAUCCCAGGGAAUGGGCUACCUUCAUGCACGCGGAAUCAUUCACAAAGACUUGAAAUCCAAAAAUAUUUUUUUGGAAAAUGGAAAAGUCAUUAUUACGGAUUUCGGCCUCUUUAGUGUCUCAAAACUUUGCAAAAUCCAUGGGAGGAGGGAUGCCCUUAGCAUUCCACCAGGUUGGCUGUGUUACAUGGCACCAGAGGUGAUGCGUAGUUUGAGGCCUAGCAGUAAAGAGAACGACGAGCUUCCUUUUACAAUGGCUUCUGAUGCCUACGCAUUCGGAACCGUUUGGUACGAGUUACUGUGUGGCGAGUGGCCGUAUAAAGAACAUUCUCCAGAAGCCAUGAUUUGGCAGAUCGGCCGCGGUAUGAAGCAGUCGCUGGCCAAUCUUCAGGCUUCUCGUGACCUCAAAGAUAUCCUCAUGGCUUGCUGGGCUUUCAAUGUGAAGGAUAGAGCUGAAUUUAGCAAGUUGCUCAAGAUACUCGAGCGGUUGCCCAAAAAACGUUUGCUUCGUAGUCCAUCUCAUCCGGUUCAUCUUUCAAGAUCGGCCGAAUCGGUUUUCUAAUCAAAUUCCUAUCAUUCACUCAAUGCAGUGCUUGGUAUGUAGCUAAUGAAAUUUUCUAUUUUAAUCAAGAUAAAGUGACUAAUGGAAUAAUAUCCGAAUUCACCGUGGUAGUGCAUCGGUUGGUUAUAUUUUGUCGGUGAUAGCCCAACAAAAUCUGGUUAACAUUUUUUUUCCAACUUAAAAACUCGACAUUUAGGCGAAAGAACCGUUAUAUAGCGAAUCUUUCGUCUCGUUGCUACUCAUAUUGUGCAUUCUAGUAAUUUAGUUGACAUGUGCCAGUAAUGAUAGAUAGUAGGCGCGCCGCUCAUUUAGUCCCUGCAACCUCUCCCCUUGUAUGUGCCUGUCAAUAAAACGUUUCAGUCAUUUCUGAUUUUUCUUCGGCUGUACAGGUGACAAAGAUCAGUUGAUUGCGUCAGUUUCAAAUCCCGUUACGUUUCAGUUGACCCCUUCAGUUAAUAAUCCCGUUACGCCAAACAUAUUUUCUGUUCUUGUUCGUGUUUUGUUUUAUAAGGUACGCUUACACAAUACGACCGUUAGUAUUGCACUAAGCAUUCUUCUUUAAUUCGUCGCUGGUGUUAAUCUACUGGAAAGUUGAACAUUUGUAUGUGUAAAAAUGAUAGCAUAAAUGGUCGACCUUUUUUUUUAAUUUUUGUUGUUUUCCGAUUCCGUGUGUAUUUUACUUUUUUUUUUUUAUCUGUCACCAAUGAACUUUUUCACCAUCAA